UUUAUCUGUUGUGUUGUAGUGAUGGUGGGUGGGUGUCGUGUAUUUUUAGGUUAAGAAGUAAAGAUAUGAUUUUAUAAAAUAUAUAACAAAACUUGACCAAAAAUGAAAUUUCCUUAUGUAAUGGAAUACGCACUGAUUACAAUACCUGCAAUUCUGUGUACAUUAUUACUGUUAAAACUUCUAUAUAAUUUGCGGUCAACGCUGCCUUGGAGAGUGAAUUGUUGGUUCUGCAAUACAAAUGCUUGGGUGAAGUUCAACCUAAGGAAUAGUUGGACAUGUCCAAAGUGCGAUCAGUACAAUGGCUUUACAAAGGACGGUGGCUAUAAUAAAGUUUUGAGUCCUUCAAGUGAAUAUGUUUCCAAAAGUCCGAAAUCGUUCAAAAGAAGCCCGCCUAAAAAUGGCCUCUGCAAAAUGUGUAAUAUUAACCAACAGCUCAAGGUGACACAACUUGCAAACUUUGUUCCUCUGAAUGAAAAUAGAUAUGAUGAAGAAAUUGAUAUUUACAGAAAUCAACUAGAUAAAGCCUACAAGCUAUGUAGCCCAUGCAAAAAAGUCCUGCAAAUGAAAUUACAUAAGGAGAAAGAAACCUUAUUGGGUUCUAAGCUAUUGGAAAUGAGGACACCAGAGAAAAAUAAAAGCAGAACAGAAAAACGAAAUCAAUUAAUUAAAACAACUAUUAAUACUACGUCUAGAUUGAUAGCAGCAAUACUUAUAGUCUUAGUAGCGAUUGAAUGCCAUGAAAACGCUUCGAAACAUAAGAAUUUAGCUAGUACAGUUAAUAACGUAAAAAUUAUAUUUUACAGUCUGAUAGACAGAAUUAUAUCUAUAGUUAAAAUGAAGACACUACUCACAUUCCCGUCAUUAGAGAAUCAAUUUAUUAAAUUAAAUAAUUCUAUAGAUAUAGACAUAUUUACAAGCUUUAACUCUGUACUAAAUGAUUUGACGCAGAAAGCUUUAGGGAGCUUUGUAUGUUUUAUACAGAUUAUAGGACAUUUUUGGAAUAUUAACAAGACAGAAUAUAGCAUUUUUAUUGAUCUGUUGUGGUCUAUAUUUGUUGUGACUUCAAUAGGACAUGUAUAUUUGAGUACAGAUCCGAUCAUAAUGAGCUUAAUUAAACUAUCGAGUGUAUUGGCAGUGUCUCUUGUUUAUAGAAGCAUGAACAAUAAGACUGUUAAAACAAUUACAAGAAAAAAUAUCACACCAAAGAAACUGAAAAAUUUAGCAAAUAGAACACCAAAAAAAAUGAUUGACGAUGAAGAUAAUAUAUCUUUGGAUACAGACGAUGAUGUGUCUCUUUGUAAAUUUGGCUUAAAUAACUUCUCAGAAUCUUCCAAUGACACAACCAGCCCAUUGAACAACAGUCUAAUCAACGGGAGAUCAUUCACACCAAGAAAUGACAGUAUUUGGAGUAAACCAAAAUUGAAUUCAACAUUUUGUGUCAAUUCCGUGAUGAGUAGCAGUCCGAAUCCACUAUCUGAUUCUGUUUUCAGAAAACCUUCAUUCAAUAAGUACCAAAAGAACCUUAAGGAUGAAUCAGACUCCGAUUUAGAUGAAAGUAUAAGUUCCUUGUGCAUAAGUAGCCCUAAAAAGAAGAGUUCUAAAAUGAAUCCAGUAUUUGCCUUACGUAAAUUCACUGCAUCACCUAGUUUCAUAGCUCCGACUCCUUUGAAUAGAGCUCGACCCCUUAUAUCUCCAAGUAAACUAGGUCAUGGUACUUCAUGGGUGGCAGGUGGAUACUGGGGUACAGAAGGUGAACGGCAGAUAUUUAAUGUGAAUGGUAGUCGCUCGUCUAGUCAGAGUUCGGGGUUUGAAUCCCAAACCUCGAGCAUUAACCAGCGAAACAUUUUCUCACAACCUCCAUCUCGAGAAGAGUCAGUUUGUAGAGAACCGGAAAAGUCUACAAUACUUGAUCGUUUCCAAAACUGUAGAAUGAACGGUUUCAGCUCCCAUCAUCCACCAAGUUUUACGCCAGUAAGUACUCCAGUAUUUCCUCAAAUGCAGUACAACAGUCAUGUUCAAAUACCUCAACCCAGAUUUGCUCAGCAGACUUUUGUGUCUCAGAAUGUCUUUGCCCAGCAGCAGUAUAUUCCAAACAGUAUGUUCAAAGCCCCAGGUGGGUCCAGACUGAUCAAAUUGCCUCAAGACAAUUCCUUCACGUCUCGCUAAUGCUCAAUCUGCUAGUCAGAUUGACGUAGCUCGUACAUUGACUAACGAUUUUUUUCGUUUUCUUUUUAUUCUUCGAUCGUUUUUACUAAAAUUUCAUAAACUGCCAUUAUGUUAAGAAAUCUUGUUAAGUUAUAUCACAUACAUUAGUUUUUAAGUGGUUAUUAGUUGUAAAGAUGAAUGAGUGAAUUUAGUUGUAAGUGCAUUUGCUGAUCUCGUGUUGGUGCCAGGUGACGGCGAUAUGAAAGCAUUAAGAAUUAUUGUAUUGUUACGAUUUUUAUAUGGACGUCACUGUCCUAUCUCGAACAAAAUGUGAUAUUAAAAGACUAGUAAUUUUUGCAAAAAGUGAAAAAAUGAUUCUUGAUGUUAUCAUUGUUUUGAUUUUGUCAUCUUAUAGAGAAAACUUUUUGUGAAGCUCCUGAAAUAAAAUAUAUAUAUAUAACUAUAA
Melitaea cinxia (Glanville fritillary) is the source of this 2611-nucleotide messenger RNA. RefSeq lists its product as uncharacterized. The transcript is spliced from 5 exons. The coding region runs from base 103 to 2166 and encodes 687 amino acids. Gene Ontology annotation, biological process: nuclear migration along microtubule. Gene Ontology annotation, molecular function: lamin binding; actin filament binding. Gene Ontology annotation, cellular component: nuclear membrane. NCBI's taxonomy places the organism in Eukaryota, Metazoa, Arthropoda, Insecta, Lepidoptera, Nymphalidae. The record is from RefSeq and is a predicted model, not a curated record.